AUGUCAGAAAACACCAGAUGCAGCAAUGUACAGGUGGAAGGAGAAGUCGAUCUUGGCACUAGUAAUAUAUUUCAACCCCAUGUUCGAAUCAUCCAAGAGCAAAACGCUGGUCCGAUUGUUAUAGGCACCAACAACAUAUUUGAAGAGUGUGUUACUAUUAUCAACAAGAGUCCUGGUUUAAUGAAAAUAGGCAACAAUAAUCUGUUUAAUACUGGGUGUUGUGUAUAUGCUGGAUUGAUUGGGGAUUAUUGCACCAUUAGUCCGAGAGCGAUUGUUGGUCAAGGAUCUUGCAUUGAAGAUAAUUGUAUUAUUGGAUCAAAAUGCGAGAUUCCCCCAAACCAGCAUAUCAGCAAAGGAACAUUGAUAUACGGAAGAAACAACUCUUUCCGCAAGAUUGCAUCAACGGUUGGAUUUGUCGCCCCUUUGCAUUCCAAACACAUAGAUUAUCUUGUUCAAGUUUUACCAAAGUAUCAUCCGACUCGUAAAUAA
Messenger RNA from Batrachochytrium dendrobatidis JAM81, 489 nucleotides. RefSeq lists its product as uncharacterized. The transcript has 4 exons. Gene Ontology annotation, biological process: mitotic spindle organization. Gene Ontology annotation, molecular function: dynein complex binding. The coding region runs from base 1 to 489 and encodes 162 amino acids. Gene Ontology annotation, cellular component: dynactin complex. The record is from RefSeq and is a predicted model, not a curated record. Lineage: Eukaryota; Fungi; Chytridiomycota; Chytridiomycetes; Rhizophydiales.